This is a messenger RNA of Aspergillus udagawae, 846 nucleotides long. RefSeq lists its product as uncharacterized. Lineage: Eukaryota; Fungi; Ascomycota; Eurotiomycetes; Eurotiales; Aspergillaceae. The coding region runs from base 1 to 846 and encodes 281 amino acids. The record is from RefSeq and is a predicted model, not a curated record. The transcript has a single exon.
AUGGCUAGUCAAGAACUGACGGCGAAUUUGCCAGAAGAUCAUAUCCUCGUCCAAUUCACGAACAUGAAAAGGCUUCAGCAAACAGCAGAGCGAGUCCACGACUCCCUGAACAAGAAAGAAGAUGGAAACCAGUUCAUCCUCGUUCUCGGACUGACCAAAAAUGCCCGCCUCGACCUGGACAGCGAAGAACGUCCCUUGAACGGCAUCUCAUACCGAUUCAUGUUCGAGAACACUACCGGCAUCCUCAAAAUCCUCACUUACGGGCACGAUGUCAUGACGUCCAACAUCACCCGCCAGAUCGAUCUCCUCUGCGUCCGCAUGGGAAUGGACCCUACCUCAGAAUUCGCAUCGGGUGGAACCACCACCCGGCUUCUCUGCGCAAAAUCAAAGGGCAAACAGCCGGAUGGAUGUCUCUUCCCCAAGGCCCGGAUCCAGAGAGACCGCGAGGCCUGGCCCACCCUGGUGAUCGAAGCAGGCGUCGCCGCGUCACUUCCCCGGCUCCGCGAAGAGGCAAGAUGGUGGCUGCGCAACUCACAAGGCGAAGUCCGGAUCGUCCUCGUACUUGGCAUACAUCGCCCGAGACGAACGUUGAUUAUGGAGAAAUGGGGGCAGCAAGACCGCACGCCGAUAAAUCAACGUCAGCUACCACCACAGGCUGAGGCUCCUCUGCAGGCGUACGCUGCACAGACUAUUGAAAUCAGCUCUGAGUCUAUUUCUGGUGUUCCUCUCGUUCUUCCUCUUGAGGAGUUACUCGAACGACCACGUCAGGGCAAGGAGACUGAUAUCGUGCUGGCGGAAGAACAGCUUCGCGCCUGCAUGAGCUGGAUGUGGCAGUGGAUGGGCUGA